Molecule: messenger RNA, 1393 nt
Organism: Malania oleifera
Lineage: Eukaryota; Viridiplantae; Streptophyta; Magnoliopsida; Santalales; Ximeniaceae
Product: transcription initiation factor TFIID subunit 8
Exons: 1
Coding region: 246-1079 (277 amino acids)
Cellular component (GO): transcription factor TFIID complex
Molecular function (GO): protein heterodimerization activity
Source: RefSeq, a predicted model, not a curated record
GAUUUCCAUGAGAAAAUAUUUUCAUUGAUUUUUUAUUUACAUGUCUAUUAAAUAUCCGCAUCAGGGAAAAUAAAAAAAGGAAAAAAAAAAUUGAGAAAGAGGAACGAAAAUAGAACUUUCUGGUAAUUUAACAAAGCAUCGAGCCCCAUGCCGUUGUGAGGGUUUUCAGGAUUUCUCUUUCCUUUCAUGGUCGAACCUGCCUUCCUCAAAAACCCCUUCCGCUCUUCCAUCAACAUCCCAACACGAUGACCGCGAAAUCAAGGAUCUCAAAAACCAUUACAUCUCAGGAAGCCCUAGAAACCCAUUCCCCAUCAGAGUUCGCCGCCGCCAUCACAAGGGUGGCCGUGGCUCAGAUCUGCCGCGCCGCUGGCUUCUCGGCGUCCCAAUUCUCCGCCCUCCAAACCCUAACCCGCAUCGCCGCUCUCUACCUCCAAGCCCUCGCCGGUUCCGCCGCCUCUCGCGCCACAACCUGCGGCCGAACCCAAACCAACCUUUUCGACGUCGUCCAUGCCUUUGAGUUCUUGGACUCCGUCCGUGGCUUCCCGGGUGCUUCAGACGCCGACCAACUUCUCCUCAGCUCAAAAACCCUCAAGAGCAUCAUCCGCUUCGUGAACUCCGUCGAAAAAAUCCCAUUCGCGAAGCCCAUCCCCCGGCGCGACGAUUUCCGCACCACCUAUUCGACAAGUACAUCGAUUUCUCCCUCACAAAAUUGGAACAAAUUGGAGAUCAAUUCGCGGCGUUUGCAGUCUCAUAUUCCGAAUUGGUUGCCCGCCUUUCCUGAUCCGAAGAACAAGAUCGCCGAGAAAGAAAGAUGCGAUUAUGAGGUAAGUUGUACGCCGUGUUCGGCAGAAAAAAGCCCCCGCAAGGUUUCGAUUAGGGUAUUGGAUGAUGAGAAGAGGGAAUUACCGGCGAAGCGGGCGAGAGUGAGGUUCAAGAUGGGUGUGGGAGGCGCGGCGGGAAUGGGUGUAGGAGUCGGAGGGAGUGUCGAUCGGAGGAAUGGAGUGUGCAGGGGAGGCAAGAGGGUUUCAUGGCAUUGUGCAGUGGAUGACGAUGAUCAGCAGAAGAAGAUGGUGAAUUAGAGCAGGACCUUAGGAAGAACUUUUUGGUUUAAUUUUUCAGAAUGAUUAUUAUUAUCUUUCCUAUGAUGAGAGCAGAAGGAGGCGCAAGGGGAAAAUAUGUGGUCUACAUUUCAGUAGCCCUAAUAUUACAAAUUUAUUGUAUGUAAUGCCGAUGGAAAAGUGAGCGCCUGGAUUCGAUGGUAAUAAUAAUGUAAACUGCGUCAGUGUUUAGGGAGGUCCGGGGUUCUAUUCCGCUUAGCCUGGGAAGAGAUUAUUAUUUCUUAUUUUCAAUUUCCAAUUGCCUUCCCUUGAGUUAUGGAAUCACAUUUAUUACA